Molecule: messenger RNA, 1643 nt
Organism: Hippoglossus stenolepis (Pacific halibut)
Lineage: Eukaryota; Metazoa; Chordata; Actinopteri; Pleuronectiformes; Pleuronectidae
Product: transmembrane protein 237A-like
Exons: 10
Coding region: 338-1534 (398 amino acids)
Biological process (GO): cilium assembly
Cellular component (GO): ciliary transition zone
Source: RefSeq, a predicted model, not a curated record
CAUGAUCACCUGUCCCCUUAAACCCCGGGAUGAGUCUCAGAUCUGCAACACAGCCUCCGGCCUCCUUCUGUUCCUGCUUCACAUCAUCUCCUCGCUGACGGUUUGUGCUUCAGGCUUUUAUCUGAAGAUCCAGAUCAGUCCUCUCGAACCUUUCUGGAUUAAUGACGGACUCCAAGUGAAGGAGGGACAGUGUGUGGAGUUUCUCCUUCACAGCCACAGACUCAGCGUCCUCAGAGCUCAGGUUAAUCCAGUUACCUGAAACACACGGCAGCACACGAGACGCUGGUUAACGUGAACUGACCUGAACCAUCGUCUGUUCUGACAGAGCACCGUCACCAUGCCGACCGGCAAGAGCAAGAAGAAGAGGCCGAAGAAGGAGGUGAACGAUGAAGAGGAGCCGGGAGAAGUGGCUGUGGAGGUGGAGAUGGAGGAGGUGACCACCAGGAGUCGCUCUGACAGCAGAGACCAUCUGACCCCAGAGCCUCAGGAGCCAGCACCACAGAAGAAGAAGAAAAAGAAGAAGGCGCUGACCAUCGACCAGGAAGCAGAACAAGACGUUCCAAACGGUGACAUGGUGGAGUCCCCCAUCGACGGAGAGGAGACAACUGUCCCUGUGACCAGAAAGACCAAAAGGAAAAGGAAGGCGAAGGCGACGGAGCACUACAGCGACGACCUCGGAGCCGAAGAUGACGACAUCAUCACAGACGCCCAGUCUCCCAUCCCCCAGCAUUCCCUGUUCUCCGCCCCCCACAGCCACAGCCAGCCGGUCGGCAAAGUCUUCGUGGAGCGGAACCGGCGUUUCCAGGCGGAGCGGGUGGAGCAGUUCCGACACUCCGAGCUGAUGGACGACUACAUGGACCCCAGACAGAUCUGGACCACCAGAGACGUCGCUUUGAGGGUCCACAGUGGCUUCAGGUCUGCACACCUUAACCUUAACCAUAGGAACUACUUACCUAACCCCUUAACCUUAACCCUUAUCUCUGUGUGCAGGGUGAUCGGCCUGUUCUCUCACGGUUUCCUGGCGGGCUACGCGGUGUGGAACAUCAUCGUUGUGUACGUGUUGGCGGGCGAACAGAUGACCACACUGCCCAACCUGCUGCAGCAGUACCACCCACUGGCUUACCCCGCCCAGUCUCUGCUCUACCUGCUGCUGGCCAUCAGCACCGUGUCGGCAUUUGAUAGAGUGAACCUGGCCAAGGCCUCAAUGGCUCUGAGAGGAUUCCUCACACUCGACCCUGCUGCUCUGGCCUCGUUCUUAUACUUUAUCGCCCUGAUUCUGUCCCUCAGUCAACAAAUGACCAGUGACCGUAUCAACCUUUAUCCUUCAGCCAACGAGACUCUGUGGCCUCCAGGUUCAGAGGAGCAGAUCUUGCGGCCGUGGAUUGUAGUGAACCUGGUGGUGGCGCUGUUGGUGGGCUUGGCCUGGGCUGUCAUCUCCACACGACCGGACAUCGACUACACAGAAGAGUUCCUGAUGACGAUGGAGGUGGAGGGUUCCUCGAGAGGAGAGGAGAACUUGGACGUUUCUGCCUGAUUCACUUCGUUUCUUCUUCUUCUGUGUUUCAUGUAUGUUUUUGUACAGUUCCUCACAUAGUGCUUUGUGUUGAGUCAUUUUGUAAAUAAAGAAAUGUGGCUUAUGUUCA